AUGAAUGCCACUCCAGCGCUUGGGUAUGCGCCUGGCGUAUCGCUGGCCCCGCAAGAACACCAAGCCUCUCCAACAGCAGCCAGUUUUGGCUCCAAUAACCCUUUCCGGAAUCGCGCUCUUUCGCCCUCAGUUGCUGGAUCUGUUUCAUCAAACCGCCCGGAACGCCCGCGCUCAACAAAUCCAUUCUUAGACGACACUGAAGCGUUGUCUCCGCAGUCGGCCCCUGGAAUGUCGACCGGCGCCAGUAUGAUCUCUCCGAUUGAGAAGACCGAUAUUUCGAGCAACACUCGGGAACUCUUUGAGUCUCUCUCCCUCAAGCCUGCCUCCCAGUCAAAUCGUCCUCCCGUAUCGGAUGCCACUCAACGCACUUUCUCAAAUCGCAACAGACCCCCAAGGGAGCGCUCAGAGCGUCCACCAGGACGAUCGGCCCCGAAAAUGAAAGAUCCGCUCGACAUAUUCGCUGAUCCCCCUACUUUGUCUCAAACCGCCAAGGACAAGGCGCCCCGUCGUCCCCGACGGAACUCGGAGUCUUCGGUAAUGGACCGAAGCUCGAAGUUGUUAGAUCUUGAUGACGACGACAAGCGCCGACGCGAACGACGUCGCGAGCGUGAGGGUCGUAGCAAAGAUGGCAAAUCGCGGUCGGGCCGCAAAGAUCGACGACUGGAUAUCAUUGAUAAGUUGGAUGUGACGAGUAUCUAUGGGACUGGAAUGUUCCACCACGAUGGUCCGUUCGAUGCCUGCAACCCCCACCGCAAUCGCCGCGGUGUACGUACCGCGCCAAUGCAAGCCUUCCCCAAAGGUUCCACCAACAUGGCUCUGGGCGGCACAGGCCCCAACAACUCUAACAUCGAUCUCAACCUUUUCCAUGGCAGGAUGGAGGAAGGGCACAAUGAUUUCUCCACCGCUGCGCGCCGCAAUCCCGAAACGGCCGUCAUUGAUCCAACUGCUCGAGUCGACCCGAUCCAUGGACCCCAGAGUAUGGGAUUGGGAACCAGCACUUUCCUCGAUGGAGCUCCAGCUAGUCGGUCUGCCAUGGCACGCCGCCAGAGCGAGAAUGAAGGCACUCCAGCAGCAAAUGGUGGCGGGCUUGCGCGAAAGAAGAGUUUGGCCCAGCGACUACGUGGACGAGCUGCUGGACCUGGCCGCAUUAAUUCUCCAACUGAUAACUUCCCCCCACCUCCGCCACAGGUGAGCUCCAGUCAUUCUACAUCCGCCCGGAGCAACGAAAGAAACCCCUACUUCCAAGAAGAAGAUGAAUAUGAGGAAGAGUGGGACAAGAAGGGGUCGAGUAUCGAAGCUCGUAUUGGAGGCGGCCGACUUCGAUCGUCUAGCAGUCCCAAGCAAACCACUGGAUUGGAGCGUAAGACCACCAACGACCGACCCUACGAAGAGUCAAAGCUUAACCCUGGUGGUGGAUUUUUGAACCGGAUGAAGAGUCUGCGCAAACCGAAGCCGGAAAGACGUACUAGCGAUUGA
Messenger RNA from Penicillium griseofulvum, 1476 nucleotides. RefSeq names its product Pal1 family protein. NCBI's taxonomy places the organism in Eukaryota, Fungi, Ascomycota, Eurotiomycetes, Eurotiales, Aspergillaceae. The record is from RefSeq and is a predicted model, not a curated record. Gene Ontology annotation, cellular component: cytoplasm. Bases 1 to 1476 code for a protein of 491 amino acids. The transcript is spliced from 4 exons.